This is a messenger RNA of Amborella trichopoda, 579 nucleotides long. RefSeq lists its product as uncharacterized. Gene Ontology annotation, molecular function: nucleic acid binding. NCBI's taxonomy places the organism in Eukaryota, Viridiplantae, Streptophyta, Magnoliopsida, Amborellales, Amborellaceae. The record is from RefSeq and is a predicted model, not a curated record.
AUGUGUAAAGAAAAUGAGGAAACUGGAAAUCACCUUUUCAUUCAUUGUAAGAUUGCUUCUUUUAUUUGGUAUUCGUUUUUCGAUCUUCUUGGGGUGCAAAUUCCAAUUCCUUUUUCGGUGAAGGACUUAGUGUCACAGCUAUCUUUUGGGCAUUUACAAUCGGGGGGAAUCUUGGUUUGGAAAAUUGCAAGAGGGGUAAUGCUUUGGGAGCUGUGGAAGGAAAGAAAUAGGCGCACUUUUGAGGAAGUGUAUAUUUCAGCAGAUAGUUUGCUUGAUAAUGUUAAGCUCUCCAUUUGGCAUUGGUUUUCGAUCACUAAGGAUAGCAGGGGUGUCUCUCAACCAGAUGUCUUGUUUAACCUACAAAACCUAUUUCUGUUGGGGAAAGUUAAGAUGCGACCUAAAUGCUUCUGGACUCCUCCGAAAGCUAGUAGCUUUAAAUUGAAUUUUGAUGGCAGUUCCUUAGGUAAUACUGGCCUUGCUGGAAUUGGGGGUGUGUUGCGUAAUGAUCAGGGACAGGUUAUCUUUUCUUAUGCUGGUCCAUUAAGCUCUGCUACUUGCCUCAUUGCUACAAGGCCUUAA